AUGGGACUUUGCAAGUGCCCCAAGAGGAAGGUGACCAACCUAUUUUGCUUCGAACAUCGGGUCAACGUCUGCGAGCACUGCAUGGUAGCCAACCACACUAAGUGCAUCAUCCAGUCUUACCUGCAAUGGCUCCAAGACAGCAACUAUAACCCCAAUUGCAGCCUGUGCAACAUGCCCCUGACUGCCCGGGAGACCACCCGCCUCAUCUGCUUCGAUCUCUUCCACUGGGCCUGCCUAAACGAGCGUGCCGCCCAGCUACCCCAAAACACAGCGCCUGCUGGCUACCAGUGCCCCAACUGCAAUGGCCCCAUCAUUCCCCCGGCCAACAUCGCUGGCCCCGUGGCCUCGGCGUUGAGGGAGAAGCUGACCACAGUCAACUGGGCACGGGCAGGACUGGGCCUUCCUCUGAUCGACGAGGUGGAGAGCCCAGAGCCUGAGCCCCUCAACACCUCUGACUUCUCUGACUGGUCCAGCUUCAAUACCAGUGGAACCCCUGGACAAGAGGAGACAGCCAGCGCCUCUGCUGUCACACCCUUGCACAGCCUGGCCCCUCAGCCCCCAGCCUCCUCAGACCGGCCUGAGCAGCACACGGUGAUCCACAUGGGUGGGCCCGAGCCCUUGACACACGCGCCAAGGAAGGUGUAUGACACGAGGGAAGACGAUCGGGGACCGGGCCUCCUUGGUGACUGUGACGAUGACAAGUACCGCCGCCGGCCUGCCUUGGGCUGGCUGGCCCAGCUGCUGAGGAGCCGGGCCGGGCCUCGGAAGCGACCUCUGACCAUGCUGCAGCGGGCAGGGCUGCUGCUGUUGCUUGGACUGCUGGGCUUCCUGGCCCUCCUGGCCCUCAUGUCUCGCCUGGGCCGGGCCGCAGCCGACAGCGACCCCAACUUGGACCCACUUAUGAACCCUCACAUCCGUGUGGGGCCCUCCUGA
This is a messenger RNA of Elephantulus edwardii (Cape elephant shrew), 933 nucleotides long. It is a transcript of the gene ZFPL1, whose product is annotated as zinc finger protein-like 1. The coding region runs from base 1 to 933 and encodes 310 amino acids. Lineage: Eukaryota; Metazoa; Chordata; Mammalia; Macroscelidea; Macroscelididae. The transcript has 7 exons. Gene Ontology annotation, cellular component: Golgi apparatus. The record is from RefSeq and is a predicted model, not a curated record.